This is a messenger RNA of Cyprinodon tularosa, 717 nucleotides long. It is a transcript of the gene rmi2, whose product is annotated as RecQ mediated genome instability 2. Lineage: Eukaryota; Metazoa; Chordata; Actinopteri; Cyprinodontiformes; Cyprinodontidae. Gene Ontology annotation, biological process: regulation of sister chromatid segregation; DNA repair; maintenance of rDNA. Bases 109 to 549 code for a protein of 146 amino acids. The record is from RefSeq and is a predicted model, not a curated record. The transcript has 2 exons. Gene Ontology annotation, cellular component: nuclear speck; cytosol.
AGAACAAGCAGCAGAGGAAGAAGAAGAAGGUUUGUCGCGCCGUCAGACUUCAAAUGAAAACCUUUUGGCUUGAGCCGCUCCUCCUGAAGACCCCCUCAUUUCUCCGAAAUGUCCAAACUGGAGCAAAGCCACUGUGAUGGAAAACGUCCCCCGCCGGUUAAAGUCCUGUCCGGUCAGCUAAGAGCGGCGGGGAUCCGGGGGGCCGCUGACAGCGGGGAGGGAUACCUGAUCAGAGCGGGCAAGGGUCGCACUCUGCGGGUGUCUCUCGUGUGGAUGCAGGGCACCGUGCUGGAGGUCCAGCUGUACAGUAACACGGUUCUGCUGAUGGACGAGACGGGGACCUUCAUGGUCCAGGGCGUUAACAGCAUUCCCAAAGGGAAACCAUGUUUGCUCCCAGGUAAAUAUGUAAUGGUGAUGGGCGUCAUCCAGGCCGUUUCCCCGGAGCCAGUUAUCCGCGCUGUGAAGAUGGCAGACCUCUCAGAGUUUGCUGCACUCCACAGGAAAAUGUGGAAGUUGGAGGUGGAGGAGCUGCAGCAGAUACUGGCAUGAAUCCUGGGCUGAUUAUGUGGACUUCUGACGUACAACUACGGGUACAGAGCAACUUAGAAGUUCCCACAUCUCCAAUGUUCUGUAUCAAGUUUGUAAAUAUUUUUAUUGGAAGGGAUGUAUAUUUAAACUUCAUAAAACUGUUUUCAAAUAAAAGAUAAAAGUAUUUUA